This is a messenger RNA of Ricinus communis (castor bean), 1309 nucleotides long. Its product is annotated as stigma-specific STIG1-like protein 1. NCBI's taxonomy places the organism in Eukaryota, Viridiplantae, Streptophyta, Magnoliopsida, Malpighiales, Euphorbiaceae. The record is from RefSeq and is a predicted model, not a curated record. The transcript has a single exon. The coding region runs from base 681 to 1157 and encodes 158 amino acids.
UAUUUCUUUUAAUCAAUUAAGUAAAACGUAUUGCAUGUACUAAAAUAAUAUCAUAUUGUGUGUCCGUCUAUGCAUCAGGCAGACAUAUCUAUCCAAAUUAUAUUUGUCGGUCUCAUUAACGAACAUAUAUAAUUCUUUUUAAAGUUUAACUGCUCUAAUGUGAGAAUUUAACAAAAAAUUUACCUUAAAAUGAGAUAUGAUUUUCACCACCAUAAAAUAAGAAAAAGCUCAACGCAUUUGCUCCUUUGGAAAAAAAAAACAUACAUUUGCUAUAUAAGAUAUACAGGGGCAAUAUUGUCCUUGUAUAAGUUAAUUAAUUAGGGCAGGCUAUAAGCUAAAGAGUCUUCGAGUGCCCAAACAAAUGAAGUUUCUUAAGAACUAAAAUCUCGAAUUAAUUAAACUACUCCCCUAAAAAAAUAAAGGUUAAAAUUAAAGAAAAGAAAGAAGAAGAAUUAAUUAGACCUCACUCUUCGUAGCACAUUCCAAAAGGUUCCCAACUUUUACCACUUCUCCCGCGUCAACCCUGCCCUUUAGUCUUCACCUAUAAACCCCAACUCCUCCACACCAUCUUCUUCCCAAAUCUCUCUCUCCUCCCAAAACUUAACCCUUCUCCACCUCUUCUCUCUCUCUCUCUUCCCUUCUCCGUCUCUACAUCUCCUGAAACUUCUAAAGCUAACUAAAUGGAACUAAUGAAGAUAAUCUUCUUCAUAGCCAUAACAAUGGCUUUAUCCAUCACUCUCACUGUGAGAAGCAUCGGAGAAAUUGAAGACAAACCACCAUUACCCGUCGAUGAUUCGAGCACAUUCUCAAAAGGGUCCGCGGUGCAUGAUGAAGAGAACAAUCUUAUGCCUUCGAAACGGCUGAGUCGUUUCCUCGCCGAAGAUAAAAACCCUAGAGCAGCUGACCACUGCCGAAAAGAUCAGGAUGUGUGCUAUUACAUGGGAGGUAAGAACUACACUUGCUGCAACAACAAGUGCCUGGACUUGUCUACUGAUGACAAGAACUGCGGUGCAUGCAAAAAGAAAUGCCUGCACACACAGACUUGUUGCAGAGGCCAAUGUGUAUACUUAUCUCUGGACAAGAGGCACUGCGGAAAAUGCAACAAUCGGUGCCUCGAUGGUGAAUACUGCGUAUUUGGGAUGUGUAGUUACGCAUAAAAGGAUCGUGCAAGGAAAAUCUAGCUAUUGUUUUUAUGAUUUGAGGUUCGUCAUUUAUUCAUAAUACAAUAAAAGAAACCGCAUUUGAGUGGUUCUCAUAUGAUUUUAUAUUACAUAAAAAAAAAUUAUAUAUAUAGUUCAUUUUAAUUAAA